Pungitius pungitius (ninespine stickleback) is the source of this 3674-nucleotide messenger RNA. RefSeq names its product POU class 4 homeobox 2 (gene pou4f2). Gene Ontology annotation, biological process: regulation of transcription by RNA polymerase II. NCBI's taxonomy places the organism in Eukaryota, Metazoa, Chordata, Actinopteri, Perciformes, Gasterosteidae. The transcript has 2 exons. The coding region runs from base 2319 to 3461 and encodes 380 amino acids. Gene Ontology annotation, molecular function: RNA polymerase II cis-regulatory region sequence-specific DNA binding; DNA-binding transcription factor activity, RNA polymerase II-specific. The record is from RefSeq and is a predicted model, not a curated record.
UCUCCCUCUCUCUCCCUCGCAACGUUAAACUGCGAGACCAGACAGGGCUCCUUUCCACAGCCGCGGGGACGUGCACCCUGACGUAUUUGAGGAGCGCGCGUCUACCGGUACGUUCCCGCUGUAUAACGUCGGUGUGAGCCUCGGAUUAAAAAAUAAUAAAUAAAUAAUAAAAACCUUCCACGGUGAUGUAGGGCGGCACGCAGGGCUGCGGCCACGCACGCACGCACGCACGCACGCACGCACGGGGCGAGGCGACGCGUGGUCGGGAUAGCGCCAUACUUAAUAAUCUCCGGUGAAACAAAGGGGCGAUGUGAUGUGGGAGUCCUUAACGUCAGCGAGUUAUAUUAUUAACACUUGCGAGGUGAUAAAGGGGUCAUGCCUGAUGUCUGUCAUUGGUCACUGCUACAAGAUGUCCCACCUUCGUGUGUGUGCGUGUGCGUCAGUGUGCGCGUGCAGGUCCGUUAUGUGGCGAGAGUAUUUUUUUUUUUUUUAAACAUUUUAUCAUUAGAACCACACAGAAAAGAGAAAUCCAAGAACCAUGGUUUCUAUAAGAAUAAUCUCUUUGAGGGAAUUACGUCGUUACAAUUAUUUCCCCCUAUAGACGUGACCGUAAACACAUUAGACACCCCCUUGUUAAUUACAAAGUGAUGACAUGUUUUAAUUACAUUAAGACGUGAUAUGCCUUAAUUAGAGAAGAGAGAAGAUAAUAGCCUGCCACGACAAGAAUGUAUAUUUGCAAUUAAAAAGUAGGAUCUUUUCAAAAUAAAUUUUCGUCGUUCGUCGCUAAAAUAGUUAUGCUGUUCGCAAACAAUGCAAAACAGGUUAUCAUUUCCUUACAACGUUGGUUUAAUUAUUUCUGGCAUUUUAAACAAGUUUUUACGAGAUAAAUAAAAUGGUCGUAACCACAAAGGAGAAGAAAAUGUAGGAAUUAGGAUGAAAGCUCAGCUUUAGGCCAAGCUACAAUUUGUAUACCAAUAAAAAUAUGCGCGCAAUUGUCAUGGCUUUUUUCUAAAGCGUUUUUUUUUUGCCGUGUUAUAAUAAAAUCUGAUAAAUUUGACAUAACGUUUGUAACUGCAGAUAUGCUCUGUACGCAGGAGGUGUGGAGCUCUCCGUGGUAUUCUUCGGCAGCGCAUUUGUCUAUCUGGCACCAAGUUGAAAUCAUUUUCCAAUAUUCAACGCUAAAACAGUUUCGGUUGCAGUAAAAUCGGAAUUUAAAAAAAAAAGAGUCAUAGGUUAAAGUCUAUACCUGCUGCUAUAACGAGGUGUUGUUGAUAAGAAGUAUUCGUUUGAAAGAAAUGCCUUGUCGCGGACUGCCCAUGCGCAGACUCCCCAGCGGCGGCCGCGGUGUGGCUAAUGAAGAAUAAUAAAUCAUGAAAGGGUUCUUCAGGUACAGCGGAAAAGAUUGUGUGUGUGUAUGUGUGUGUGUGUGUGUGUGUGUGUGUGUGUGAAAGAGAGAGAGAGAGACAGGGAGCUGUUGAGAAAGCGAGAGGAGGUGUGUGCGUGUGAGAGAAUAGAGGGAGGGGGGGAGGGAGGGAGGCUGAGAGAGAGAGAGAGAGAGAGAAAGAGAGAGUGAGGCGGAGAGAGACUCAGUCUGCCCUUCGCCUCGGAGCUGAGGCAGUUUGGGUCCCCGCAGCAUUCAACGUAGUCGAAGAGGUAGAGCACAGAGUGUCACCGCACACUACUUACGGUCAUUUUCAAGACGGAAACUUUUCCGACCAACAAAAACAAAAACAAAAAACGAGCAGGUCAACGAAGCGGGAAGCGUUUUUGAACUUGAAGGGUUUUGGAAAUCCUAGGAGACGGAAAGAAACUUUUCCUUUUUUUCCCCUUCUUCCUCUGGUCGUCGUCUAGGAGGAGAUCCGCCACCAACAACAAAACAAUCCGAGUAUAUAACACAAGGUGGAGACGGCUGCAGCAGAAAACGACAGGUUGUUUUGUUUCUUUCUUUCUUUCUUUUUUUUUUUUUUUUUUUUUUUGAACAAUCGUGCCACAAGUCCGCAGCCGGGAGGUGGGGUGGGGGGGGGGGGCAAACUAGGUCUCUGGUGCGCGCUGUUGCAUGGCUUGUCGGUGCCUGCGUCGCCUCAAUCGCCCGAAAGACGCGCCACCUCCGCUACAGUAUCAAUAAAUAGAUGUGAAAACUUCAGUGUUUUUUUUGUUUUUUUUUGGACGCCCGCCCUUCAGCCUGCACUUUUAUUCGCCGGCGACUCGAGAUUUCCCCCCCCCCUUUCGAAGCGAUUUGGCUUCAACUCUCUCCGACCGAGGAGGCGGGGUCUUAACUUAUUAAAAGGAACUUGCCGAGGCUUCGGACGCCCGCAAAUAUGAUGAUGAUGUCUCUGAACAGCAAGCAGCCGUUUGCUAUGGCUCACGCCAGCUUGCCCGAGCCCAAGUAUUCGUUGCAUUCCUCGUCCUCCAAUUCCAAUGCGCCGUCGUCCUCCUGCUCGUCCUCCCGACACAGCAACAGCAUCAUCAGCAGCAGCGGCGGCAGCAGCUCGGAGGCGAUGCGCAGAGCCUGUCUCCCAACCCCACCGAGCAAUAUAUUCGGAGGCUUGGAUGAGAGUUUGUUGGCCCGGGCUGAAGCUCUAGCGGCGGUGGAUAUAGUCUCGCAGACCAAGAGCCACCACCACCCUCCACAUCACAGUCCCUUCAAGCCGGACGCGACCUACCACACCAUGAACACUCUCCCCUGCACCUCGUCUUCCUCCUCCUCCUCCGCGGUGCCUAUUUCCCAUCCGUCCGCUCUGUCCGGCCACCACCACCACCACCACCAUCACCACCACCACCAGCCUCACCAGGCACUGGAGGGGGACCUGCUGGACCACAUCACCCCGGGACUGGCACUAGGAGCCAUGGCGGGGCCGGAUGGCUCGGUGGUUUCCACGGCCGCGCACCCUGCCCACAUGGCGGGGAUGAACCACAUGCACCAGGCGGCCAUCAACAUGGCUCAUGCCCACGGGCUACAGCAGCACAUGGGCAUGAGCGACGUGGACGCGGAUCCGAGGGACUUGGAAGCCUUCGCGGAGAGGUUUAAGCAAAGACGGAUCAAACUCGGGGUUACCCAGGCGGAUGUAGGGUCAGCUUUAGCCAGCCUGAAGAUUCCCGGGGUGGGCUCCCUCAGCCAGAGCACCAUCUGCCGUUUCGAGUCCCUCACGCUCUCUCACAACAACAUGAUCGCUUUGAAGCCCAUCCUGCAAGCGUGGCUCGAAGAAGCCGAGAAAUCGCACAGGGAGAAACUUAAUAAGCCCGAGUUGUUCAACGGCGCGGAGAAGAAGCGGAAGCGCACGUCGAUAGCGGCGCCGGAGAAGAGGUCGCUGGAGGCCUAUUUCGCUAUUCAGCCGCGUCCCUCCUCGGAGAAGAUCGCAGCGAUCGCAGAGAAGCUGGACCUGAAGAAGAACGUGGUGCGGGUCUGGUUUUGCAACCAGCGGCAGAAACAGAAACGAAUGAAGUACUCAGCAUGCGUCUAAAAAUCGCUUCAAACCACCAGCCGCAACAACAACAACAACAACAACAAAAAAGACUUGGAACUGUUUGGAGACGAUGUGUAUCAUAUUUCCUAUCUCACAGCUUUUUUUUGUCUCCAAUCGUCGAUGACUUUGUGCUUUGAACUUUGAAAGAAAAUCCUUAAAAUUGAACAAUGACAGAAAAAAAAGCUCGACCCCCCCCCCCGCCUCGCCUCC